GCUUUGUUGACAGUGUGAAUUACAAUUAGUUUAUUGUUCAAGUACUUGUCAAUCUUGACCUUUCCUACCUCCUUCUCUAUCGCCUUAGCCAUCGAAAAUCAGAUGGAAAUUGUCCUCAAAAGUCACAAUAACUUUGAAUUGAGGUUCACAGACAGAUGUUUCAAUAUCAUGUCCUCUCACUCUUUUAACUGUAUCGUCUGUUUCUGUUCCUGACCCAUUACUCUUUUUCUUCUCACGCUUAUUAGCUACCUUCUGCCAUUCCAUGUCCCUUUCGGGAUCCCAACCAUCAUACUCAGAUCCUGAAGCCAUUCAUUUACAUUCACAAUACAGCUGCUGUAACUCUACACCACUACUGACUCUGCCAACCUUCCGGUUUCCCUUUUUUUGUUUUCUCCUACAACUCCUCCUUAUGUACGCAUUUCCUACUUCCAGAUCAUUUAUUUCCCUCUCCAUCCAGCUACGCAGCAUUAAAAAAAACUGUUUUUCUGUACUGUCACAAAGUCAAUUACAAAGUUUGUAGGACAUUAUCCUGUUGUUAUCAGUAUUAUCUUGAGAAGCCAAAUCUGCAGCCAUGCGUAAUUAUUGUCUUUGUUUUUUUAUUGAACUUCUGGCGGUUGCAUUCCUGCAGUCUGGUGUACUGGCUGACGAUGCCAACACUCCAGGCAAUUGCUGUUUUAAUUAUUAUGCGAGAAAAAUCCCCAUCGCUAAAAUUGCUUCCUACACAGAGACGAGAAUGGAUUGCUCCAAGCCUGGAGUCAUUCUUGUCACACAGAAGAAUCUUCGUAUCUGUGUGAACCCUGAGCUGAGCUGGGUAAAGAGUGCCAUUAAAAUGAUCGAUGACCGUGUUUUUUAGUGAUGCAGCUGUGGCGAUGAUCUUCAUAUUCAAAGGAGUGAUUUAACUUGUUUCUUAACUGAAGAAUUAGCUCAGUAACCUCCUUCCUUUUUUUCAUUAUUAUCAUGUGAGGCAUCAUGACAAGUAAUUGUACAAGUAGUUUAGCAUUUCUUUAACAUUCUGCUUUAAGUAUUAAAAUAAUUGUAACUACUAUAAUGUUACAUUUACUGGCAAUACAUGUAAAAAGAUGAUUUUUGAUUGUUCCAAUUAUAGGCUGAAGUAAGAAAUGUGCAUUCUUAUAUGAUGCUCUUGAUUCUAAUAAAAUAUAACAGUAGGUAAAAUCCUUUCUUGUAAAAUUCCCAAGGUGUACAUUAACAGCAUAGCAGAGCUCAAUCAAAACAAGAAAAGAAUUAAAAACUGGUGUUGGAAAAAAGUCAAAGGCAAUAAAAUGGUGACACAGAAACAAAAAAA
Molecule: messenger RNA, 1303 nt
Organism: Megalobrama amblycephala (Wuchang bream)
Lineage: Eukaryota; Metazoa; Chordata; Actinopteri; Cypriniformes; Xenocyprididae
Product: C-C motif chemokine 3-like
Exons: 3
Coding region: 572-853 (93 amino acids)
Biological process (GO): cellular response to interleukin-1; inflammatory response; positive regulation of ERK1 and ERK2 cascade
Cellular component (GO): extracellular region
Molecular function (GO): chemokine activity; CCR chemokine receptor binding
Source: RefSeq, a predicted model, not a curated record